Molecule: messenger RNA, 1498 nt
Organism: Harpegnathos saltator (Jerdon's jumping ant)
Lineage: Eukaryota; Metazoa; Arthropoda; Insecta; Hymenoptera; Formicidae
Exons: 4
Coding region: 71-454 (127 amino acids)
Source: RefSeq, a predicted model, not a curated record
ACCCAUUGAACAAUUUUUGCGAAUAUUUAUCGGAAUAUCUAAAAACAUUCUACAUCAAGAACACGUACAUAUGCAAGAGAAGGAAAAUGUAUUAGACAUAUCUUUGCAAAAUGAAAAUGACAAAAAUUAUGAAGAGGAAUUAUUUGUCGGACUACCUGAAACUGUUUGUUAUGAACAACAUAUAAAUAUGCAAAGAAACGAAAAUAUUCCAAAUAUAUCUUUGAUAGACAAUACUGGAAAAAAUUGUGAAGAAAAAAUACAAGUUACUACAGAUCCCAAAGAUAUCCCAAUAAAUCUAUUAGAACCUAGGAUUACCCUAAUGAAGCUCACACAUCAAGACUGCGAAAAAUAUUUUAAGAAUAGUCAGCAAUCAUUAGCGUUUAUUGAAAAUACUAUUCCAUCAAAAAUUACACGAAAACGGAAAGCACGUCAACCUUGCAGUCGUUGCAGAUAAAAAUAACCAUAUAUAUUUUAAGAUAUACGUUAUAUUUUAGUAUGCGUGCUUCCUACUGUUCUUUUGUUGGCUUGUUAUGUAAUUAUUAUGUAAUUAUGUAACACACAUUGUUUCGGAAAUGUUUAUAAUACAUAUUAUUAAAGAAAAUAACUUUGAAUAUUAGUAUAUAAGUAAUUUUUAUAUAAUUCACCUUAAAGUAUUGUGAGAAAUUAGCAGUAAAUACUUUCAACCUAAUCUUGCAUACAGCCUUAGUCUACAACACAUUUCAGUACGUAAUGCUUAACAUAUAUAAUACUGUUAUAUUGGCAACAAAUCGACUGUCUUAGAAUAUGUGUGCGAUAAAUGUCAUAAAAAAUAUGUAUUAAAAAAGAUGCUGACAAUUCUAAAUAUUUUUAUACACUUCAAAUAAAAGUAAGACAUGCUUAUGGCAUAUAUAUUUUGUACACCGAUGAAAUUUGUGCUUUGCAAAUUGAACAAGUUUUAUCAUCAUCACUACCUUGCAUGAUUUAACUAGAAUAAUCUGCACAAGUGCAGAAGUGACCGCACAGUAUGAAAAGAUGAGUUGAUUCAGUAAUAAUACACAUAAAUAAUGCACGUACGAUCAGAUUUUACUUUUUCUUCACUUUUUUCGCACCCCGUUUCCUAUUGUGUCCGUUUCCUACUGUGUCCGUUUUUUAUUGUGUCCGUUUGUUACUGUGUCCGAUUGUCAUUGUGUCCGUUUCUUCCUAUGUCCGUUUCUUACUGUCUCCGAUUGCAACCACAGUGUGUCCGUUUCCUGCUGUGUCCGUUUCAUGUUGUAUCCAUUUUUCUGUGUCCGAUCUCACUGUGUCCGUUUCUCACUGUGUCCGAUUGCAACCACCGUGUAUCCGUUUCUUACUGUGUCCGUUUCUUAGUGUGUCCGUUUCUCACUGUGUCCGAUUGCAACCACAAUGUGUCCGUUUCAUGCUGUGUCCGUUUCAUGUUGUGUCCAUUUUUCUGUGUCCGAUUCUCACUGUGUCCGUUUCUUACUGUGUCCGUUUCCUACUGUGUCCGUUUGAUACUGUG